GCAAGGACACACGGCCACCGAGCACACGUUACAUCAGUCACCUUCCAACACUCGCCCAGGGAACAACGUGCUCCGCCAGGAACACCCGCACAGCCCACACCCACACCCACAGCCACAGCCACAGCCACCAGAGAGAGCCAUGGCUGCCUUGAGCUUCAGCCCAUCGCCACCGCCCAAGGAGAGUCCCAAGGAGAACGCCAGUCCGGCGCUGAAGGCCACCCUGAAGCCCUUCGGCAAGAUCACCGUGCACAAUGUCCUGAGCGAGAGUGGCGCCAACGCCCUGCAGCAGCACAUAGCCAAUCAGAACACCAUCAUCCGCAAGAUCCGCGACUUUGGCAUGCUGGGCGCGGUCCAGAGUGCGGCGGCGAGUACCACCAACACCACGCCGGUGCCCAGUCAGAGGAAGCGGCCGCUGGGCGAGUCCCAGAAGCAGAAUCAGCAGAACCAGCAGAACCAGCAGAACCAGCAGCCCAGCGGUGGCAAGGCCCCAGUGCCCGCCAAGAGGAGCAAGAGCAGCAAGAAGGCGGCCGUGGAAAAGCCGCCCAAGGCACAGGCCACCACUCAGCCCAGUAAGAUCUCAGCGGAACCCGGUCUGGGCACGCCGGGAAGGAAGGGUUUGCCACUGCCCCAAGCCGUGGCCCGCAGGAAUGCCCGGGAACGGAAUCGCGUCAAGCAGGUGAACAACGGAUUUGCCCUGCUGCGCGACAAGAUUCCCGAGGAGGUUUCGGAGGCCUUCGAGGCCCAGGGCGCGGGCCGGGGGGCCAGCAAGAAGCUCUCCAAGGUGGAGACCCUGCGCAUGGCCGUGGAGUACAUCAGGAGCCUGGAGAAGCUGCUGGGCUUCGAUUUCCCGCCACUCAGCGGCCAGGGCAACAGCUCCGGCUCCGGCGACGACAGCUUCAUGUUCAUCAAGGACGAGUUCGAUGGCCUGGACGAGCAUUUCGACGACUCCCUGAGCAACUACGAGCUGGAGGAGCCCCUGCCGCCGGCUGGCCAGCCAGCCUUGCCAGUGGAGAGCCAGAUUCCCAAUGCGAGCCAGAACGAGAACCAGAGUCCCCUGCAAGCCAGCGAUCUCCUGCCCAGCUUGACCACGCUGAAUGGGAUGCAGUACAUCAGGAUACCGGGCACCAACACCUAUCAGCUGCUGACGGCUGAGUUACUGGGCGAACUGAGCCAGGAGCAGGAGCCACAGGCGGGAACGGGAACGGGAACAGCUGCCUCUGCGGGGCAGCUAUCGCGAUCGUCGCCCGUGCCACAAAAGGUGGCAGGCAGCCCCUGCUCCUCGCCGGUUUCACCUGUCGCCGCAAACGAGCUGCUCUUGCAGGCGUGUGCCGCCCAGCUGCAGCAGCAACUGAUCAAACAGGAAUACGUCAGCGGGGGCAACACUUUGGGUUCCCCGCAGCAACAGCAACAGCAGCAGCAGCAGCCGCAGCAAGUCCCGAUCCUGGGAUCCUCGCCCAUCCUACCCGCAUUCUACGACCAGGAGCCCGUGAGCUUCUACGACAACGUGGUGCUGCCCGGCUUCAAGAAGGAGUUCAGCGACAUCCUGCAGCAGGAGCAGCCCAACAACACCGCCGGCGGCUGCCUCUCCGACGAGAGCAUGAUCGACGCAAUCGACUGGUGGGAGGCGCACACGCCCAAGUCCGAUGGCGCCUCCACCAACCUGUCCAUGUAGCCAAAUGCCAAGUCUAUCUCAGGCCUCUAGAGUUUUUGAAAUCAGCCAAAAAAGGUGCAGGAUUUUGCUGCAUACUUUUGGACACCUUUGCCGGGUGAUUUCGAACCUCCAGAGACUUUCAAAGUUUUUUUUAACCAAGCCUUGACUGAGUCAUUGUGUAAAUAGCAAUCUAAGCGAACAAAACGAGUCUAAGAACCAGAGAGAGUAUGAGAGUCAUCUAGUGAUAUAAACCAAAUCGAAAGACCCUUCGAAGACCCAACCACAACAUAUGAAAUAGUUAACCUGAUAAAGAGCUAAAUGUUGAGCCAGUCGUAGUUUGUAGUCCUUUGCCCCACUUUACUGUAUUUUUACUGUGCUUACUUAAGAACCAAUUUUUUUCAUAGAUUUAAUGUACGAAUGUUGAGUUGAU
This is a messenger RNA of Drosophila biarmipes, 2081 nucleotides long. It is a transcript of the gene ase, whose product is annotated as achaete-scute complex protein T8. The transcript has a single exon. Bases 140 to 1672 code for a protein of 510 amino acids. NCBI's taxonomy places the organism in Eukaryota, Metazoa, Arthropoda, Insecta, Diptera, Drosophilidae. Gene Ontology annotation, biological process: positive regulation of transcription by RNA polymerase II; sensory organ development; regulation of neurogenesis. Gene Ontology annotation, molecular function: protein dimerization activity; RNA polymerase II transcription regulatory region sequence-specific DNA binding; DNA-binding transcription factor activity, RNA polymerase II-specific. The record is from RefSeq and is a predicted model, not a curated record. Gene Ontology annotation, cellular component: RNA polymerase II transcription regulator complex.